GGGUCUGCCAGGGACUCCUGUUUUCCGAGUGUGCGACUGCGAAUCUUUAGUUACCUCCAUCAUCUAAGCAAGCAUCCUCUAUUUUUUUAUUACCGUUUAUAAACGACUCUUUAUUUUCUGUGGCAGAGAGAAGUCUAAUGCAUAGGAUACAUGUCUCUGACUUGAAACAUACUUUUCUUCAGUCACAUUUGAAUUCCAAAUGUUGUUUUAAAGACUCACACAAAUAAAUAGUUUUCAUAGGUUUUCAAACUUGAUUUCUUCAUAUGUUCACAUGUAGGUAUAAAUGUAUCUUUCCUUGGAAUUCACAUUCUUCGGUAAAGUAACAAACUGCUUAACCGUCUGUUUUGUUUUUUUCCCCUUAAAAUGGGUUUCUGUGGUAGUAUUUUUUCUGUACAUUAUUUGUAGUUGCACAGUUCCUCUGUGUUCAUCCCAUCUUUUGGCUUUGCUUACUGUCGUGUACAGUACCUUUUACUGUGCUGGGAUUUAGUUUAUCCUUAUUAUAUACCUUCAUGUGUUUGUUUAUGUCUAAUAGGGAUAUUUCUCCUUUUUUUCCUCCCUAGGUGUGGGUGACUAAAGAGUCAUACAGGCAUUUAGUUCUGAGGAAGCAGAGACACGAGGAUUAAGUCUGUUUUACCUAGAAAGCUCUUCAACAGUAUUCUUUUUCCUCCUGCCUUCCCGGUAGGGGUGGACCAUUUAGGAAUUGUUUUAACAGUCAUUUACUCCUCCUUUUCUCCUUCAGAAAUCUGUCUUGGUCCCCGAGGCAUCUGCUAGACGUUGGCCCUUAUAGGACCAGGAGGGAGGUUAUCAUCAUUAUCCCUUGCUUGCUUUGGGACCUUCAGUAGUACCUUCCCCUCCUUUGGAGUGCAGUACAGAGGCGUCCAGAAGACUUCCUUGCCACCCACCCUUUUUGUUAGUAGUGGAUCCAGGAAAAAAGGGGUGUCUAGCAAGCCACGUGACUUCGUUAAGGGUGCCAGGACCGAAGCAGCACUUGACACACCGAAGGAAGCACCUAUCUUUGGUAUCUUUUCGUCUUCCACUCCUUCCUCACCAAAUUUCUGAUUAGAUGUAGACAUUAUUUUCCCACUUCGAGGUUGGAAGUUGCACUCCAUUGAAAAUGGCUGACUUGUGCAGAGGGAGUAGGACUUGGUACAGUGGGGAACAUGAAGAUAGGAGCCUAUAUACUCUAACGGAGUCUCAUCUUCUCCACCAUCUAGAAGUUCCAUUGAAAGGAAGCCUUGAAGGUUGCAAGACAAGUCCAAGAUGUGCAGCUCAGUUGGUCCCAGACUGUGGUUCUUAACAGACCGUCGCAUCAGAGAAGAUUACCCUCAGCAGGAGAUCCUGAGAGCACUGAAGGCCAAGUGCUGUGAAGAGGAGCUAGAUUUCCGGGCCCUGGUGAUGGAUGAAGUGGUGCUGACCAUUGAAGAUGGAAAUCUUGGUCUCCGGGUGAAUGGGGAGCUCAUUACUGCUUACCCACAAGUGGUGGUUGUGCGUGUACCAACACCUUGGGUCCAGAGUGACAGCGAUAUCACAGUCCUUCGCCACCUAGAAAAGAUGGGCUGCCGACUGAUGAAUCGUCCCCAGGCCAUCCUCAACUGUGUCAAUAAGUUCUGGACGUUUCAAGAACUUGCUGGUCAUGGUGUGCCUCUUCCAGACACUUUUUCAUAUGGUGGUCAUGAGAAUUUUGCCAAAAUGAUUGAUGAGGCGGAAGUGCUGGAGUUCCCUAUGGUGGUGAAGAACACACGGGGUCACCGAGGUAAAGCUGUGUUCCUGGCACGAGACAAACACCAUUUGGCAGACCUAAGCCAUUUGAUCCGUCACGAUGCCCCUUACUUGUUUCAAAAAUAUGUUAAAGAGUCUCAUGGCAAGGAUGUCCGUGUCAUCGUAGUAGGAGGCCGUGUGGUGGGCACCAUGCUCCGCUGCUCAACAGAUGGGAGGAUGCAAAGUAACUGCUCGCUUGGUGGCAUAGGGAUGAUGUGCUCACUGAGUGAACAAGGCAAACAGUUGGCAGUCCAGGUGUCAAACAUCCUGGGAAUGGACGUGUGCGGCAUUGACCUGCUGAUGAAGGACGACGGUUCAUUCUACGUCUGCGAGGCCAAUGCAAAUGUAGGUUUCAUUGCCUUUGACAAGGCUUGUAAUCUAGAUGUAGCUGGUAUCAUAGCGGACUAUGCCGCUUCUCUCCUAACCCCCGGUCGCUUGACGCGGCGCAUGUCCUUGCUCUCUGUGGUGUCCACGGCAAGCGAGACUAGCGAGCCAGAGCUGGGCCCUCCAGCUAGUGCCACUGUCGACAAUAUGAGUGCUAGCUCCAGCUCUGUCGACAGCGACCCUGAGACCACCGAGAGAGAGUUGCUCACCAAGCUCCCGGGGGCUCUAUUCAACAUGAACCAGCUGUUAGCCAAUGAGAUCAAACUUCUUGUGGAGUGAUGCCACAUGUAAAUAGAUGACCAACACAACUCUCUCUUGUAAUUUUUUUUUUAAACCAACUUGCAAUGCUGUUUAUCAGAGAAGCUCAGAGGAAUGGGAAAGGGGUGGUGGUGGGCAGGGGUGUCAUUCAAGACAGAAGGAGUAAAAGGCAUGUGUGCUGUGGUUGCUGCCCCUACUUUUUGCAGAACAGAAAAUUGUGUUCAUUCCUCAGCAUCAGUUUUCUAAUGAAGAUGCUCGGUUUACAACCUAAAUGGGAAAUUGGCUUGGAUGUUGCUUGGUCCCCAGAUGUGUUGCAGUUCAUGUAUGUUCACAGGCAAGCUCUGAAGCAUGAUUCAUACUUGAAGAUUUCAGAAACUAUUCUGGCAGCUCUCUAGAAACUUCUGUGAACUACUGCAUCAUUUAAGUCUCUUCUGCCUCUGCAAGGCUUGAUCCUCUAAAUUGCUGAGUGCCUCACAUUCUUAAAGGGGGGUUGAGGGUGUUAAAUACCAGGUAUUUCAAAGUUCCUGGCACCUGCUGUUCCUACUCUUGUAGACAGGAGCUUUAAGUUUAGGAUCCUUUUAAAGUCAUCUCUUCCUGACCUUGCAGGAUAUGGCCUUUCAAAUGAUGAGGCUGAGAGAACUGUCAGUUGACUUAACAUGAGCUUUCUGUACAGAUCUGUACUUUAUGCUAUCUUGGUAUUAAUUGGCAGCUUUGUGUCUAUAUUCCAUUAUAAAGUUUUGAAGGAGGAUUUUAAUACUUGUGUUUUUCUCAUUUCACAUUCUGAUUUUGGAAGGUGUGUAGGGGAAUUGGUCAUAUCCUAUUUGUGGCAGAAGUGGCACGUUUUAACUGUUUUUUGCAUGAUUGGAGGAGAUAAACAGCACUGUAAUGUUUGGUAUACAAAAUAUUGUUUAAUCCAAUGUGAAAAAGAAUUACACUAGUUAAAAGCAAACGUGCAUCGACUUGUAUUUGUUAGUGUUCUAGUCUUUUUGAGAGAGAUCUGCAAUGUUACUGUUCCUUUUUCUUUAAUACAUGCUAGUCAAACACUCCCUUCUUUAUGCCUGCAUCUUUAACAGUGGCCAAAGUGAAAACACUGCAGACUAUUUGUUGAGAAAACAGUGAGUUAAAGCCUGUACAUUGGUGGGUUGGGGUUUUUGUUUGUUCUGUUUUCUUUUUUGCCUCUGUUUUUUUGAUAAUUUUUUUUUGAGGGAAACAUGUUAAGGUGUGGAGGAGCGAAAAUUUGGUUAAAAGUGUUUAGACAUCUAUAGGUACUUUAGAAUAAAGCUGCAAGUUUAUACAAUACUUACCAGGCUUACUUUUUCCCCACUGAACAUAAAAACUGAUGAUGGCAGAAAUCCGAAGAGUAUGACUCUCAGUUCUUAGCUGUUGAAAACAAAUAAAUAAUAAAAAUAAAACAAAACAGAAAAAAAAAACAAAGGGAAGGGGGAGAAGAGAGCUCAGCCAGAAUUCAAAAAAAAUAAAAUAAAAUAUGUGGUCUAGGUUCACAAUUAACAAAUUGAUCCUGGACCUUUACGUGUGUGUGUGGUGUGGGUGCACACACUUGUGUGUGUUUGUGUGUGCGCAUUUGCUUUGCUUUAUUUCUUUUUGGGUUUUGGCUGUUUAGCUCUUGAUUUUUUUCCAGGGUGCCUGAUUUUCGUUAGUCCUUCUGGCUGUGCAUUUUCUCAUUACCCUUGAGCUGUUUUGGAAAACAGAUAACAAAAACAGAUAUGGAGUCCAUUUUUCAGUCCCUAUCCUCCCCCUCCUUUUCCUCCUCUGUCUCCUGAUCCCUUUUCAUUCCUUUCUCAUUGUCUGGGUUCAUAAAGCUCUGGAACUAUAUAUAUAUAUAUAUAUAUGUGUGUGUGUAUAUAUAUAUAUGUGUAUAUAUAUAUGUGUGUGUAUAUAUAUAUAUAUAUAAAGAUAAGCCUCUUUUUUUAAAAAAAAAAGUAAAAUGUUUACAAUUGAAAAAUAAUCUUGUGAAAAUAGGUUUUUUUGGAGGGGGUUAUGUGUGUCCAAUGCUGCUGUUUUCUGGAUACUUUAAUGGAGCAUGUCCUGUGUGCCCUCUGAGGCUCUGCACUGCCCACCUCUGUGGCCCUUCCUCACCUCUCUGCUGCUCUACUGUUUUUUCUUCACUUGGACCUUAAACACAACUCAUGGACACUUAUGCAGAGAGUUUUCAAGAGGCAAUAAACAGAACAGUAUUAACCUGCUUUAUGGAUCAUGCUUCUUUGUACAGUUUGGUUUUGUUUUGUUUUGUUUUUUAAUUUUAAAAGGAAUGUAAUAAAAUGGCUUGCUUUUUUUUUGUAGAAUUAAAUAUUAUUAUUAAAAUCAAGUGAAAGGUUGACUGUUGGUGUUAAGCAAGGGAAAGGACCAGCUGGUCCAGCAACAAAAGGAGCUUCAGCACUAAAGGUAUUUUCAAAUCUUUCUUCCUGAGCCUUCAAGCGCACAGAUUAUACCUGAAGAAUAUAAGGGUCUUUAACUUCUAUGAAGAGUUUCAGAACCACAAACCAUGAAAGAAACCUAAUUUUCUAGUCACUAAGCAGCAAACCGUCUGUUCUAGAGGCUCUUCUCCCCUUGCUUGUUUAUCUAAGGGGAAUUUGGGUGGUGGUAGGGGGUUUUGGGUGUUGGGGAGGUUUUUUUGUGGAUUUUUUUUUGGUUGGGGGUGUUUUUGUUUGGUGUUUUUGUUUGUUUUUUUAUUGGUAGGUGCUUACCCUCCUUGAGGGGCUGAUAGGGUCAUUGCUUCCCAUUUCAGCUGUGGCACAUAUUGAGCACAUGUGGAGUAACAGCAGGGAGUAAACGUGCUGGUUUGUAUAGUGGCACCUCUGUAUUUCUAUUGCAGGAAACAUAUUUUAGGGGCAAGAGCUGGUAACUUAACAUUGUGGCCUGUUUUUUCAGUCUCUGUAGUAUUUUCUGGCUCACAGGAACUUUGUUUCUGUCACCCUUUCAGAAUAUCCAGGUUACACCUCACAGCAGUAAAAUUUCUGAAGAAAACAUAAGAUUUUUAGAAAAACAAAUCGGGGAGGGAGAAAUUUACUCUGUAGUUGGUGCUAGUUUGGAGAUAAGUCUAUGCAUUGUGGUCAGAGAAGUAGACAGGAUUUUAAACAUCAUGUACAUUUGUUUGGACAUUGGGUGCUGCAUGAAGACCUGGCUUGAGAGAUCAUUGGUACAAAUGAGCACACUUGUCUCCUGUAUUUACUCCCUACUUAUCUGUUGCUUGUGAAAUAGUGAAAUGUAUAGAAUGGGCUGGGGGUGCAAAGGGGGUGUGUUGUUUUUACUUAAGGGAAAAAAAAAUCCCACUAACAAAUAUAUCCUGUGGUAAACAGACAAUGUUUCUCAUUGAAGGUGAACUUUACAGACAUCAGCUUUGUAUACUGCAUUUUCUUCAAUACCAUAUGCUGAAAAACAGAUGCUAAACUUUCAUACAGUUGCACUAACACUACCUCCAUACAUGGAUUUGGAAGCAUGUGCUGAAAAAAGGUCAACUUAGUGCUGGAUUACAAUAGUGCUAAUACAGCUGAUGGUGUUACAACUAUUUUUGUAUAUUUUAAUGUUUUAAAUAUCCAAUUAGAAAUUCUUGUUUCCAAUAAUAAGUUUAUCAGACUGCAUCUGAUGAAAUUUUGUUCUUUGUAACACUGGAGAUUUUCUUCUGUUCAACUUGCCAUGUUCAUAAUUGUUGUCUUGCUGUGUCAAUGUAUGAGUUGCAUUGUAAGCCUUGUGUUUAAUGCUUAAAAGUGUUUAUAAAAUCUUUUCUUGGAAUAUUACAACACCUCAUUUGUAACACAGUGUCAGUGCUUGUUGCAUAUGUGGACUGUUAACGUUUUUCUUCUGAGCUAAUGGUCACUCUUUGAGCAUUUUCUCCUGCUUUGUGUGCUAUCUUUCAUGUAUGAUACUUAGGAAACAACCUGUGGAAUAUCUGUGUGUGUCAGAUGCAAAGGAGAUACUUCUUCAGAUGUUAUACUGGACUUCAGAAUCCAACAAGUAAAAUCAGUGACAUUUGGAUCUUUUUUCCCCCUUAUUGCAAAAAUCUGUCAGUUAAAUACAUAAGGGACUUUAAGGGCAUAGAGAGACUUUGAAAACAAAUGACAUCUGUCCGUAUUUUUCUCAUGGAUCACUCUUUUUGAGAAGGUUUAUGGGCUUUAUGGCUGGUGUGAGACACACGACCCACUCCUGUUCUCUCUAUGGAAUAGUAGGUGCUUGGACAGGUAACUUCUGUUGCUACUGUCUUUUUUCACUUUUCAUUUUUCACUGUUCUAGGAGUUCUUUUAAAUGGAACACUGCUGGAUUUAUAACCAGAUGUUUGCUGUCUUUCUUUUAUUUCUUUAAGUCUUUCUUAAGCUUUGAGGGUGACUUUUGAAGCAGUCUGAUGGUGGAUCUUGGCCUGCUGUUGGAAGUCUCCAACCUUCUUGUAUUUCAAAUUUGAGUUGAAAGGUUUUUGCUUUGUUUAUUUGUUUAAACUGUUUACACAAAUUAGAUGCACGAAUUUUGGGUGGGAUUUGUUAUUGAUCUGUUUUGUGUGACUGAUUCUCCCUUUUUUUUUUUUUACAGAAAUGCGUUCUAACAGCUCACACUUUGUUACUGUUCUUUGCAAAACUUUUCAGGAGCCAAAACAGUCAAACAAUCCAGAGAAAAUCUUCCCUU
Molecule: messenger RNA, 7032 nt
Organism: Apus apus (common swift)
Lineage: Eukaryota; Metazoa; Chordata; Aves; Apodiformes; Apodidae
Gene: RIMKLB
Product: ribosomal modification protein rimK like family member B
Exons: 6
Coding region: 1261-2421 (386 amino acids)
Biological process (GO): protein modification process
Cellular component (GO): cytoplasm
Molecular function (GO): ATP binding; metal ion binding; ligase activity, forming carbon-nitrogen bonds
Source: RefSeq, a predicted model, not a curated record